Molecule: messenger RNA, 4998 nt
Organism: Siniperca chuatsi (mandarin fish)
Lineage: Eukaryota; Metazoa; Chordata; Actinopteri; Centrarchiformes; Sinipercidae
Exons: 5
Coding region: 814-2166 (450 amino acids)
Source: RefSeq, a predicted model, not a curated record
CCGGCAGUGAAUUACAAAGAGCUGUGACAAAUAUCUUUGACAUUCACAUCAUGUCAUCCUGAGGGUGGACCACUCAUUGAUAAUCCUCCAUAAGGGAGGCACAGCUGAACAGGAGAGCAGAGCAUCCAGGAGGAGAAAAUGUGCGUGUUCAAGUGUGUGUGUGUGUGUGUGUGUGUGUGUGUGCUUGUGUGUGUGUUGUUUUGGCUAUACACAGAGGUUCUGUCUAAGUGGCGUGGCUCGUGCUCAUGGCGUUUGUUAACAUUUAGACGUGUAUGUGUGUGUGCACAAGGGUUCUAUGCAGCACAUUAUUUUGCAGUUGUGGCUCUCUGUGGGAAAAGCCAUUACCAUGGCAACACCAAGCAAUGAGUACCUUUUAAAAGGCUGGGCGCCUCGCUCCCCCUCCCUCUCUCUACCCCCCUCCCCCCACUCUCUCUUUUAUCUGCUCUCAGGCCAUUCUACCCAUUUCACCCACAGCAGUCAGCUGGGAGACAGAGAGGAUGGCACAACAGGAUGAUUUCUUAAUAUCUGUUCAACAGCGUUCUUUCUAUCUUGCAGUCUACCAAUGUGCUUUUGGUCUGUUAGGGAAGAGUGAUUAGGAUUUGUCAUUUUUGCCACAGUGGGAUAUCUCUACCUACUAGAACAUUUUUGUGAUGUUCUAGCAAAAGGAUAUCUUGACAAUAAGAUGCCACCCCUGUGUCUCUUUUCUGGGAGAUUGGAUUGUUGAUGUUGCUUGUAUACUGACUGAGGUCUUGCUUACUGUAGAUGAUAGCUGGAUAUACACAGUUAAGCACAGAAUUGAUUUAAUUGUGAGUAAUGUCAGGGAGGAUGUUUUAUCCCAGGAGAAGACACAGGGAGCAGAAGCUUCUGGAUGUGGAGGCCGGAAAGUCUAACAGGGAGGAAGAUGAGGAAAAAGACUUAGAUUGUUUGCAGCAGUUCUCCCGCUGUCCCGCUUGCAACCAGGAGUGUGACAUCGUCCUGAUCCUGCCGUGCUCUCACACCAUGUGUGGUCACUGUAUAGCAGCUGGAGAGGGAAUGAGGUCAGGUCAGUCUCGGCACCGUAGUGUCGGUCUACCCAUCUGCUCUGCGCUGUGCCCGAGCUGUCAACAUCCUGUGGAGCUGCCAUGCUGGACCUGGACCUCUGCCACUUCCUGUCUCCCAAAACAUCCCACCAUGAGUCCUGCAUGUGUCAGCAAGGAGACAGGCACCAAGGAGGGAGCAUCUGAAGAUAACCUUCGAUAUGUGCAGGGGGACACAUACUGCUGGGAUGGAGGUGACAUGACAGCACAGAGCUGUUCACAUGGAUCCACUGCUGCCAGUUCCUCAGUAGCACCAGUGGAUGGCGUUGUAGACCUGCGAGAGGAAGAGAUGGAGCAGUCUGUCUUUGGACUGUGUUUUGCACUGGACCCUUCAACUGUCCCUCCAUCCCUCCAUCUUUCCAACUCCUCCCACACCGUCACCUACCAAGGGCGGAGCCCUCCUGGCCCACCUCCAGACAACAAGGUCAGGAGAUCAAUGACAUCUGACCCCAGGGUUACGCUGGCCCUCCCCGAGGUCUGCGCUGAUGUUGUCAUUGCAAGAGGACAGUAUUACUGGGAGGUGGAUGUCUGUAACAGCUCCAUCUACAGGAUCGGUGUGAGCUCACUGGAUGGUUCUGGCGGCUGGUGGCUCGAAAGGCAGGGUUUGUCUUUCAGUGCAGUGUAUGAUGGGAGCUGGGAGCCGCUCUGCACUGUCCCACCUCAGAUCAAAACCCUUGGGGUAUUCCUUAACAUUGGUGGGGGUGCCCUGAGCUUCCACAACCCUCUGACCCAAGAGCACCUAGCCACGCUGCCUACACGCUUCAACCCCGCUGGAGUGCUCCCCGCUCUGGGCCUGGGUCAGGGCCGACUGAGGCUGCGCUGCGGCCUCCCACCUCCUCCUCACGUGUUCCUCAGUAAGGACUCUGUCUACAGGGGACCUUGUGGGGCUGGUGGGGGCCGGUGGCGCAGGGAGAUUCCCUUCCAGUCAGUGAGGAAAGUGAUACAGAAGUUUGAGGAGCUGGCCGUGUCGGACUCAGACUCAGGCCUGGUGUCCAGUUUUGGAUCAUCCUGCUCGACCUUGACUUCCCUUUCAGAUGUGGGGAUUCCUGGGCUGUUUCCCUCUGGACAUGCAGGACAGGAAACAGGCUGAAUAAGAAGAGCUUCUGAAACUCUUCAGUGGGAGCAUCAGAAACACCCACUGCUCCUCUGAGUGGUUUGUUCUUUGGCUGUCAUUUGAAAGGCUAAUUUUCCAUCUUGAAGGACUUUUGGCUGCUUCUUCCCACUCUCUGCGUGACCCCGGACCUGCAAUUGACUCUCUCCCCAGGACACAGCCAUUUCUCUCAUCCAAACAACCCCCACUGGUUUGAGAUCGGGCCAGAAAGAGUCCUCUGUAAUGUGAAGUGUGAGGAAAGGGUGGGCUUUUAGCAGCAGGACUCCUUGAUUUGUCUCUGUGUGACGGUUGUCAGACAGUAGGGGUCCUACAGUAGUAGUGCGCAUGUUCCUGUAUGUGUGUAUGUGGGCGCAAGCACUACCCCGAGUAUGUGCGUUUGCUCAGUCGCAUUUCGGUGUGUGUGUGAGCAAGAGGGAACAAUGUACAAGCGGCAGGGGGUGAGAUGACGAGGUGUGAGUACAGUGACACCAGCGGUGUUGACGCAGAGCAGCGAGGACAGGUGGCAAUAUACGUUUAUCCCGCGGCCUGCCUUCGAUAGAACAGUAGAGCUGCCCUUUUCUGACCCUUUGAAAACCACAGGACGUCCCAAAGACUUCAAAAGGGGCGACAGAGAGCAGUAGAACAGAGUGGGAGCAGCAUGAGAAAACAGCAUGCAUGAAUUAAAGACAGCAGGUGAUGGCCUGGUAAAAAAAGAAAUGAGCUGAGAAAGGGAUUCCCACCAGCUUUCAUCCCAAGAAGCUCUGAAUAGAUCAACUGGCUCAGGCCACGCCAUCUGAGAACACGUUUUAAGGUAGAACUGAGCUGCGUAAGCCACUACUUUACAUUAGAAGUGGUAAGAUUACACUAUAGUGAAAGAGAUGCAUUAGCUGUCUUGGCACAUUAAAUGAUGAAAGUGGCACUUUUUUCAGGCAAGCACAUGUCAUUUUAUUGGUCAGAUGUUGAAUAAAAAUGUGUGUUUUCAUACCUCUGUUUGCUAAGGGUUUUUUUCCUGCAACUAAGACCUUCUCUUCUGUCUCUUCUUCUUUGGCUUUUAGCUCCACACACCCCUGGUUUUGCAUGUUAGGCACAGAUUCAUUUUGAGCAAUUUUGGCAAACGAAAUAGUGAAAGUAUAAACUUUUCCUCAUUUUCUCCUCAAUCCUCGGGGCUCCAAGCCUCAUUUGAAGAACCACUGGUGCCGAGGACUAUUUAUACUUGGCAUCUAUUUAUACUUGGCAUCUAUUUAUACUUGGCAUGGCCUUGUUCAUAUUCUCCAUGUGACCACUUGACUUAUGAUUAAGUAAUGCAGGCCCUAUUGAAGAACUCCCUCCUGCCCUGCUUUUCAAUCACUGUGUUUGCCUUUCUGGAAGGUGCAGACCUCCCAAACUGUAAAUCUCAUUGUAAGAAGAAAAGACAAAAAUCCUUGCAAUUAAAACAAGCAUCAUUUAGCAGCAGCACUGCAGGGGCACUUUUGAGGAGAGUAGUGGAGUUGGACCGAUUUUCCACUGAGCAUCAUUCAUUUCAUGCAUGCACGAAAUCAGUUAAGCAGGGGGGUCAGACUGAGUAAUAACCGAUGAGUCAAAGAGACGCUUGUUAGACUGCCGCCUCUCAGUCCACUCAUCAGGGUGACUGUGUGUUGAUGUUUAACGGUCGAGGUAUUUGCCGCGCGAGUAAAAAAUGCGUGUGCCGUGACCGCUUUUGGCGCAGCUCUGGCUGCAGAUGUAUUACGAAUAAAGUGUGUGGAAGCAAUUUGACUCUUGUAAACAGAAAUGAGAGGGUCGUGAUGCGAAUUUCAAAGGGCCGGGAGGAGACCGCGGGGGGAGUUUGCCAGGAAGGAUGGAUAAGACUUGAAACGCGUUGUGCCAUGUGUGCGUAUUUGGCAGCGCCUCGUCUGGCUUUCUGAACGUGAACUGUAUGGCAAGGUGCAGUGGUGGAAUGUAACUCAUUCAAGUACAUUAACUCAAGUACUGUACUUAAGUACAACUUUGAGAUACUAUUCUCAGUAUUUCCAUUGUAUGCUUCUUCCAGAUCUUUAUUUAUAACUUAUGUCACUGCUCUGUAUUUUUAAUUCGUUUUUAUCGUUUUUCUUUGACUCUUUUGUGUGUCUGUAUAGUGUCUUUUGUUUCUUUUAUUUCUCAUCUUAAUGCCUUUUUUAGGUCAAGCACUUGUCUUGCCUUUGUUGAUGAAAGGUGCUACAAAUAAUGUGUAAUGUACCUCUCCUCCACUACAUUUCAGAGGGAAAUAUUGUUAUUUUUACUCCACUACAUAUAUUUGGUAGCUACAGAUUACCUACAAAAUGUAUGAGGAGUUCAUAAAAUAUGAUGCAUUGCUAUGGUUUAACCACCCAACAGUAUAUAAAGUAGUUCAGAUUAGCCCCACCUUGGCCAACAACAACAGUAAAAUGCUGCUCACACUUGAAUGCAUCAGUAAUAACAAUCCAAUAAUAAAACAUACUAUAAUAUAACACUGACAGGAGCCAUUCUGCUUAGUAAUGUGCACUUAAGUACAUUUAGCUGAUAAUACGUCUGUGUUUUUACUGAAGUGGGAUUUUGAACAAAGGACUUUUAAUUAUAGUGGAGUGUUUUUAAAGUGUGGUAUUGCUACUUUUACUUGCUAUCUGCAUACUUCUUCCACCUCUGUCAGUUUAUAAACUGUGAUGCAUUGUUGCAGAUUGAACUAUCCGACAGUAUAUCACAUAGUUCAAAAUUUGCUUCAUCUCCACAAUCUUCAGCAUUAACAUGAUGAUUAAUGCAACCGUAAUAAUAAAUAAAUAAUAUGAUAUAUGAGUUGUAUUAUUAUAACACUCAUAUGGACCCAUUUUAUUAUGUAGGGAU